AUGACAGAGGAAGAGAGAGACAUUAAAAGGGCUAAGGAUAGAGCGUACUAUCAGAAAAAAAAAGGUGAAAAUAAAGUUAAAAAUAUUGCUGAGAUGACUGAAAGAGAAAAGCGAAAGCAGAGAAAAAUUUGGAAAGAAGCAUCAAAAAAAUACAGAGAAAAGAAGAAAGCAUUAUCAAGUAUAGUAAACAAUACUCCGCCACAUUCCGAUGAUAAUUUAGCUGCAACACUUUCAGUAAGAAAAACAGUGGGAAGAAAAAUUGUGCGGAAGGAUAGAGCCAAAGCAUACCAAAAAAGAGAACAGGAGAAAGCUCGGGUACCUACAACUCCUAACAACAAAGUUGACGCCUUGAUAAAAAAUGUCGACGUAACUCCUGAAGUGCGCAAGAAACUUUUAUUUAACGAGGUAUUGACUACGCAAUUAAAAGAAAAAGCCAGUACUUUGAAAAAAAAUUCUAAAGAGAGGGAAGUCUUUCAAAAAUGUGUUAGCGGAAAUAUGUUAAGGGAAUACAAAUUGCAUCACAUGGCUAAGAUUUUUUUGCCAAAAGAGAGAACCAGUACAUCGAUUUUGAAGUCUGAUACCAAAAUUCGUGAGGUUGUUUUGAAGCCAGGAGUUCGUCAAAAAGUUAUAGAUUUCUUCCAAAGAGAUGAUGUCAGUAGGAUGUGCCCAGCCAAGAGAGAUUUUAUUAAUCAUGGAAGUAUAGAGAAAAAUAUCGAGGAUUAUAGUUGCGACAUAACUUUUUAUGACUGCAUGAAUGGUUUGUGUAAUAAAUGUAAAAAUCCAAGGCUUGAGCCAGCUGCAGAUAAUACAAAUUCUGUGACAUAUUUUCAAUGGAAGUCUGUUUUUGAGGAAAAAACUGUAAAAGGCGAGAAUAAGACAUUUAAGAUCACAAAGAAGGUUGCAAUUUCAAGUACAGUCAAAGAAUUAAAAGUGGCUUUUAUUGAAGAUAUUCCAGUUAUGAAAAAACAUCUGUAUGGCAUUUAUAUUUACAACAAACUGAAAAAAGAGUUGAAAGAAAAUUUAACUGAAGAAGAGGUAAUGAUAGACUUUUCAGAGAAUUACACAACUAUGUACGCAAAUGAAAUCCAGUCGACUCAUUUCGCAAAAAAUCAAUUGUCUAUUCAUACAGGCGUAUAUUAUAUACGAAACGUUGAUAAUGGUUUGCAAUCUAGAUCUUUUGCUACCGUGAGUGAAAAUUUAGAUCAUCAAGCCCAUGCGAUAUGGGCUCAUAUGAAACCGAUUCUAGAAACAAUAUUGAAAAAAACAAAUAUUAACAUCCUUCAUAUCUACUCUGAUGGUCCAACAUCACAAUACCGCAACCGAACAAAUAUACAUCUUUGGCUACAAACAUUAAUAAAUGAAUUCAAACAGAUAUCAAAAGCUACUUGGACGUACAGUGAACCUGGGCAUGCCAAAGGGCCCAUGGAUGGCGUGGGUGGUGCCGACAGGCAUGUAUUAAUGGGACAAGACAUUAAAACAGCUUUAGACUUUGUUAAUUUAUUUACGAAGUCUACUAUCUUAGUAAAAAAGAUCCCUGAUGCUGACAUUUCUAGCGUAAAAAAAUUGGUUCCGAAAACUUUAGAUGCCAUACCAGGUAUCAUGAAUGUUACUAAAAUUAAAUGGCAAAGAGGACCAGAAGUUAAAAUUAAAAUAUACAGACACGAACGUUUUCAAAAAGAAUUGAAAAUGUCUGCGUUAUCUGGCAGUUUAUAUCCGAAUUCUGAACCAAUAAAUUUGGGAAUACUUUCAAGAGAGUCUCCUGAACUAAACGAGCAUAUGGAUACAACUGAUGUACAAGAUUUGCUGAAAUUAAAGAACCAAAGCAUUUAUAAAACCAUUUAUUACUCAUCAUCGUCCGAUGAGGAUGAAAAUCAAAUACUGUUGAAGCUGACAGAUGUCGAUAAAGAUGAUGGAGAAAUCCUAGUAACUUUUUUGAGAUCGGUGCGUACUAGUGCCAAAAAAUUUAAAUUAGAGUUAAAUGAUGUAUCUUACAUUACAUUUGAGCAAAUAAUUAGUAUUAUUCCGACUCCAUUAAUGAAAAAAGAAAAUAAUCAAGAGUAUUAUUACUUUGAUACUGAUAUUGAUGUUUACGAAAAAUUCUAA
This is a messenger RNA of Brassicogethes aeneus, 2103 nucleotides long. Lineage: Eukaryota; Metazoa; Arthropoda; Insecta; Coleoptera; Nitidulidae. The record is from the annotation of a GenBank genome assembly.